AAAAACAAAGAAGAAAAAGAUAAAAUAAAGAAAGAAGGCCGUGGUUGUGGUCGCCUAUUAUUAUGGAUAGUUUGGAUGAGGGAGAACAAUUCAGCGACUUUGAAAGAGGGGUUAUUGCUGGGGCCCGUUCGGCCGGGGCAUCGAUGGCUCAGGCAAUUGAAAUGGCGAAGGAAGCUUCACGAGUAACGCCGGUGUCUAAGGUGAUGUCAGACGCUGUUGCGGUUUUUUCAGAGCGUACAGAAACGCAGCGCUACCUUGGCUACCGCUAGCUGAUAGCUGUUCUUCAAUGGGACCAGCACAUUUGCUUAAUGAUGCAGUUAGUUAGCUCCAUGAGUGUGUCCGCUGGAAAUAAGUCAACGCAUUUUAGUAACGUGGUUACUCACGAAAUAACGCCUCAAGAAACCAGAGCAAGACUUCGCAUUUAUUCACUGCACACAUCGCGGACCGUCUUCUCCAAAUGCCCUACCAUCCAGCACAACGUUUCCCAUGCAAGCAUGAUUGAGGAGACGCUGAAUUUUUAAACCAUCCACAUGCUUUAGCCCUCGGAAGCAAUCAUUUUAUUAGGUCUCCGGGGUAACCGUGACAGAAGAUGUGGUGACGGUCUUCAACGAGAUGAAGGUGAGGAAGGCCCAGGCUGGAGAGGAGGAGGAGAAGAGGAAGAAGGCGGUGCUGUUCUGCCUGAGCGAAGAGGAGGACAGCAUCGUCCUGGAGGAGGGCCGGGAGAUUCUGCAGGGGGACGUGGGCGCCUCCGUACAGGACCCUUACCUGCAUUUCGUCCAGAUGCUGCCGCCCGAGGACUGUCGCUACGCCCUCUAUAGCGCCUCCUACGAGACCAGGAGAGUCCAGAAGGAGGACCUGGUCUUCAUCUUCUGGGAUCCAGAAAGCGCUCCGCUGAAGACUAAGAUGAUCUAUGAAAGAUCCAAGGAUGCCAUCACAAAGAAGUUCAAAGGUAUCAAACUUGACUGGAGAGUGAACAGUCUGGAGGAAAUCCAGGACCGGCGUUCCCUGGCAAAGAAGCUGGGGGGCCGGUCAGUGGUGUCUCUUGAAGGGAGCCCUGUAUAAAUCUAGCCCCAGGCUUCACGUCAGGCCUGUGGGAAAACCAGAAUUCCAAAUUGCAUUGCAUUUGACGGUUCAUUCCAAUCCAGGCAAGGAGAACGGGAUGGGUUAGGGGCACAAACAUUUCAGAGUGGAAAUGGUUCUCAUUUUUGGGGUUGGCGAUUUUUGGAGUAUAAGGCAUUGACUGAAACAGUUUGCAAACAAUUGUUCAAUCUGAAUUGUACAUCAUUUAUUACACCUAUGUCACAGGGGCGACA
Molecule: messenger RNA, 1313 nt
Organism: Anguilla anguilla (European eel)
Lineage: Eukaryota; Metazoa; Chordata; Actinopteri; Anguilliformes; Anguillidae
Product: cofilin-1-like
Exons: 4
Coding region: 613-1062 (149 amino acids)
Biological process (GO): actin filament severing; cell motility; actin filament fragmentation
Cellular component (GO): actin cortical patch; cytoplasm; actin cytoskeleton
Molecular function (GO): actin filament binding
Source: RefSeq, a predicted model, not a curated record